This is a messenger RNA of Annulohypoxylon truncatum, 1546 nucleotides long. RefSeq lists its product as uncharacterized. Gene Ontology annotation, molecular function: DNA-binding transcription activator activity, RNA polymerase II-specific; zinc ion binding. Bases 304 to 1488 code for a protein of 394 amino acids. The transcript has 3 exons. Gene Ontology annotation, biological process: regulation of transcription by RNA polymerase II. The record is from RefSeq and is a predicted model, not a curated record. NCBI's taxonomy places the organism in Eukaryota, Fungi, Ascomycota, Sordariomycetes, Xylariales, Hypoxylaceae.
UCAUGCGAAGUUAGAUAGGUAAUAUGUAAUUGACCGCAUGAACACGCGGUUAGACGGCUAAGUGGGCAGGUGGGUUUGGGGGUUUGACACUAAUUCGUAUCUCGGACCCUGUACGAAUACGAGUCAUAAAGAAGGACUGGGAUCGUCGUUUUUGGUAGCUUUGCAUGACCAUGCCACCCUAUGCCCUCUCGGCUUAGACCUGCACGACUCGUAAUCGCCACGCAGUUCCGAGAUUCUACUUCAACAACUCCUUUUGCCUCAAUUUGUCCGGUCUUAGGUAAUUGUACGCUGUCCACAUAAGCUAUGGCAUCACCAAGUCAGAAGCCCACCCGAAGGCCUCAUGCGAAGACUCGGACCGGGUGCCGAGUCUGCAAGUCAAGGAAGGUCAAGUGCGAUGAGACGCGCCCAUCUUGUCGGAACUGUUUGAGACGCGGGAUUACCUGUGAUUUUGCUGUCUCAUCCGGGCCCGUAGGCCCUGUUCCCGAUGUGAACGGCAGUAGUAAUGGCAGUCACACUCCUAUCUCGAACCAGAUCCCAUCCCCAGCAGCCUCGGCGCUGAACCACUCACCGGUUGACUGGUUUAGCCCCCUCGAUCUUGAACUGCUACACCACUUCACCACAUCAACAUGUUUCACAUUCUCGACCGAACCGAUGGUCCGUAAUUUUUGGCGUGUGAAUGUUCCGCGAAUAGGAUUCUCUUACCAAUAUGUCCUCAACAGCGUUCUUUCACUUGCCGCAUUGCACCUGGCCAAGUGCAAACCUCAGCGAAAAGAUGUACUCAUUGAGCGGGCGAUGAUACAUCAAAAUGCAUCAUCGUCUUUAGCACUGCCUGUACUUAAUGACCUCAACGCCGAGAACUCGGUACCAAUCCUCUUCUUCAGCAUGAUAACUACCUUCAUUGCUUUUGCGAGCCCCAAGGAGUCGAGUGAUUUACUCGUAACCUCUAACGGAGCUAUGCCUCAAUGGCUACAUCUUUUCAGGGGUAUGCGCCGCGUGGUGGAACUGAACGGUGAAGCUAUGAGCUCUAUGUUUUCCCUGGGAUUUAUUUUCGACUCUGGGAAACAGAUGAAGAAGAUCUGGACGAACAUGAUACCGCCCGAACACGAAGGCCUCAAGGAACUGGAGACCACAGUCCGGUUUUACGUCAAAGACGGCCAAAAACUGGAUGAUUUGAUUCACGCGAUAGAUGAGUUGAAGCGAGCUUUUGCAUUCUGCCAUAGCGGUAACAUCAUGGAUGACCAACGGGUCAGGGGUGUGUUCAUGUGGCUGUUUGGUAUCCGCGACGGAUUCACCCAACUAACCAAAGGACACGAUAACGAAGCGCUGAGCGUCUUGGCCUUCUUCUGCGUCCUACUCAAACGUCUGGAUUACAUCUGGUGGAUAGAGGGAUGGGGUUCUCACUUGAUUGGGAGGAUAUACUCCGUAUUAGACGAAGGGUACCGAUUAUGGAUUCAAUGGCCGAUAGAAGAAAUCGGUUGGGUCCCGUAAAUGCAUAAGCAUACCUAGAAAUAGAAAUAAGCAUGAUAAAUCAUAUUUUUCAUCUUCA